This is a messenger RNA of Rhododendron vialii, 816 nucleotides long. RefSeq lists its product as uncharacterized. Lineage: Eukaryota; Viridiplantae; Streptophyta; Magnoliopsida; Ericales; Ericaceae. The coding region runs from base 1 to 816 and encodes 271 amino acids. The transcript has a single exon. The record is from RefSeq and is a predicted model, not a curated record. Gene Ontology annotation, biological process: shoot system development; root development.
AUGGCUUCAUCUCCUUUGAGAUCAAAAUCCUUCUACCAUGCUCGUUCUGUCAGCCUGCCUUCUACACUUCACCCUGUCAUUCCUCACUUCGAUGAGCAUUUGGGGCUAAGUGGCCUUGAAAACAUGUAUGAUCGUUUGGACGAUUUGCUUCUAUUGCCACACACUCAACAAUCUUUUGCUCAACAACGUCAUGAGAAAUGGGUUGAAGUUGUGCUGGAAAAGUAUCUAGGGCUGUUGGAUGUGUGUGCUACCAUUAAAGAUGUAUCCUCACAAACAAAGCAAGAUUUACAAGGCCUUCUUUCAAUCCUACGCAGAAGAAGGGAGGCGAAUGACUUUUCAGAGUUCUUAAAUUCAAAAAAGAAGGCAAAGAAGGUGAUCCAAAAGUCCUUAAAGGAUUUGAAGAGUAUCAAAACCAAGCACACCGUCGUAGUUGUUGGCAAAAGCCGGGAAAUUUUGGACUCGCUGAAUGAGGUUGAAGCAGCCACUAUUGGGGUGUUCGAGACAUUGUUGUCCUAUAUUUCACGGACAAAGGCAGAGUCAAGAUUUUCUUCGGUUUCCAAACUCAUGCCCCGAAAGAGUGUUGCAUCCAAAGAUGAAGAAACAAAGAGUAACGUGUUCGACAAAUUUGAUGCUGCAUUGCACUCGCUCAACAAUCUUAAGAUGAGCAAAUUUGAUAAUACAAUGCAUGUUGAGAAAGUGCAACACCAGUUGGGGAUGAUGGAGUCAAGCAUUCAAGAUAUCGAAGAAGGACUUGACUGUUUAUUCAGACGGUUAAUCAAAACGAGAGUUAUCCUCCUCAACAUUCUCAACCACUAG